AUGGUGCACGAUGUCUUCAAGGUUCGGGUGGAAAUUGAGUUUCGACCCUCAACGCGCCGUGGCAUGCUCAGCAUGCUUGGCCAGGUAUAUGAUCCAUUGGGGUUUAUUCAACCGUUUUUGAUUCCCGCAAAGCGCAUUUUGCAGGAUUUGUGUUUUUUGGGUUACUCGUGGGAUGAUCCUGUCGAGGGAGACUUGUAUGAUGGUUGGGAGAAAUGGAUCAGCACCUUGCCUAGUUUGAGGGAGUUGACUAUACAACGUUGCUACAAACCGGAAGGAUUUGAGGCGGCGAAUGUGCAGCUUCACUGUUUUUGCGACGCAAGUAGAGUGGGCUACGGUGCAGUAGCGUACCUUAGGUUGGAGAACGAAUCCGGCGAGGUUCACUGUGCAUUUGUAAAGGGUACUGCGCGUGUUACCCCCAAGAAGCUAGUGACAAUUCCACGACUAGAAUUGACGGCGGCAGUCGUUGCUACAGAACUUGCUCAUUCUGUCACAAAUGCACUAGACUAUGAGAUACACGAAACUUGUUAUUGGACAGACUCGAUGACUGUGUUGCAGAUGUUGAAUAGUAGAUCACAGCGCUUUAAGACUUUUGUAGCCAAUCGGGUUAAUAUUAUUCAAUCAAUCUCUGAUGUGUCGCAGUGGUCUCAUGUUCCAACAAAUGAAAAUCCAGCAGACAUCGCUUCUCGUGGCCUUAUGCCAGAUAAGCUGGAUAAGGCAAAAUUAUGGUUUCAAGGUCCGAGUUUUUUGUGGCAACAAAGUGUUUCAUGGCCUGGCACUUCAUCAGUGUCAGAUACCAUACCAACUAAUUCCGAUUUACAUUGUGAAAUUAAGGUGAAUCUUGUUGAAGUUCAAAAGAGAUCCCAGUAUUUUCCUGAGUUAAUAAAUCGCUAUUCAACGUGGGAAAAAUUGUCGAGAACAAUUGCAUGGAUGUUGCGUUUUAAGUUUUUUAUUUUGUGGAAAACCUGUCGAUCAAAUGACUCUCCAAUGACUGGAGAUUUAACUGUUACGGAACUUAGUGUAGCAACUAUUCAGAUCUGCAAGUUGGCCCAAAUUGAAUCGUUUUCUCCAGAGCUCGAAUAUUUUAGUGAGCGUGUACAUGACGGACCAGACUACUUGAGCAGUGGUUGUAAGUUGCCUACAUCACCACAUUCUAAGGCUCUCAUUAAACUUAGCCCAUUUUUAGACAAUGAUAUUUUGCGGGUGGGUGGCCGUCUUCGACACUCACAUUUAUCACCGGAGCAGAAGCAUCCAAUAAUAUUACCACCUCAUCAUCAUGUAACAAAAUUGAUAAUAGAGUAUUAUCAUCGGCAAAAUGGUCAUUCUGGUACAUUGCACACUCUUUCCUCUGUGCGGGAAAAAUUUUGGAUUCUUUGUGGACAGGCGGAAGUUCGUAAGGUGCUGAAUGCUUGUAAAUUGUGCAAGUUGAGGGCGAGUAGACCUGGUUCACAGUGGAUGGCUCCUCUGCCAGAGUCGCGUGUUCUGGGUGGUCGCACUCCUUUCUAUCACACUGCUGUAGAUUACUUUGGCCCAUUGAAAGUCAAAUUGGGACGUAAGGAAUACAAGCGGUAUGGAUGCAUAUUCACCUGUUCAGUCACUAGGGCUGUUCAUAUUGAGGUCUCGGAAUCACUUGAUGCAUCUGCAUUUUUGCAGGCCUUUUUUCGAUUUUGUGAUAGGCGUUCAAAACCAUCCCAUGUAAUUUCAGAUAAUGGCACAAACUUUGUGGCUGGUGAGAGACUUCUUGCUGAGGGGAUUUGUAAGUGGAAUCAGAGUCAAAUUGCAAAUUCUCUGUCACAACAUGGAAUUCAGUGGGAUUUUCAACCGCCUUUAGCACCUCACCAGAAUGGCUUGGUUGAGAUAAUGGUCCGGGAGGCAAAAAGAGUUCUUUAUGCGAUUUGUGCUAAAUCACGAACAUUUACUGAUUUUUCGCUCAUCUCCAUGCUGACUGGGGUAGAAAGAAUUCUGAAUGAUCGCCCAUUGACACCUAUUAGUGAUGAUGCAAGGGAUUUGGAGGUUCUGACACCAAAUUCCAUUUUGACUGGAAAUCUUGAUCCCUCUAUUGCUCCCGAUAAGUUUACGCGCGGUGACGAGUUUCGCGAAAAUUGGAGACAUGUCCAGCUCAGUCUUGAUCGAUUCUGGAAUCGCUGGACAAAGGAGUAUUUACCGCUAUUGCAAAAGAGACAGAAAUGGCUCUUUCCUGAGAGAAAUUUGAAAGUGGGUGACAUUGUGCUUCUGUAUGGCGACGAUACUCCGCGCGGCGUUUGGCCCAAGGGUAGAGUGAUUGAGGUAUUUCCCGAUAAGGAUGGGAUGGUUAGGAGGGUUAAGGUUCAUACUAGGAAUUCUGAUCUAGUUCGUGAUGUUAGGAAACUCUGCCUACUUGAAGCUGCUUAA
Styela clava is the source of this 2388-nucleotide messenger RNA. Lineage: Eukaryota; Metazoa; Chordata; Ascidiacea; Stolidobranchia; Styelidae. The record is from RefSeq and is a predicted model, not a curated record.